Molecule: messenger RNA, 4593 nt
Organism: Osmerus eperlanus (European smelt)
Lineage: Eukaryota; Metazoa; Chordata; Actinopteri; Osmeriformes; Osmeridae
Product: radixin-like
Exons: 15
Coding region: 349-2100 (583 amino acids)
Biological process (GO): positive regulation of protein localization to early endosome; positive regulation of early endosome to late endosome transport; regulation of cell shape
Cellular component (GO): adherens junction; filopodium; cytoskeleton
Molecular function (GO): cell adhesion molecule binding; actin binding
Source: RefSeq, a predicted model, not a curated record
UACCCCUACACUUGAAAUGAACCACGCCUGGAUUCAACUUGUCUAACGACGGCCAUAUUGAAUGUCUUAACAAAUCGCCUUAUGGUGAAUCUGACUUCUACAGCCUCUCAUCCAUGUACGUUCUAACAGGCGUCACACGAAAAACGGAGGCGAGACGACCAUAGGAAAUAUAGUGUUAGUAGUAACGCUUGAAAUAUUGUGAGUUUCUGCCGUCUGUGAGUCUUCCAAGAGGACAGUCCUUCGCUAGAGAAGUUCUCUUUUUCAGGUUCUCUAAUAAAGGAAGUUUGUCCGUCCUGUGAAGGACUUGUCUUCUCUGUUGUCGGGCAGAGGGAGGAGGGGAAGACCAAGAUGCCUAAACCGAUCAAUGUGCGGGUGACCACCAUGGACGCAGAGCUGGAGUUUGCCAUCCAGCCCAACACCACAGGCAAGCAGCUGUUUGACCAGGUGGUGAAGACCGUGGGUCUCCGUGAGGUCUGGUUCUUUGGCCUCCAGUACGUGGACAGCAAGGGUUACAGCACCUGGCUCAAGCUCAAUAAGAAGGUGACCCAGCAGGACGUGAAGAAGGAGAACCCGCUCCAGUUUAAGUUCCGGGCCAAGUUCUUCCCCGAGGACGUGUCCGAGGAGCUGAUCCAGGAGAUCACCCAGAGGCUCUUCUUCCUGCAGGUGAAGGAGGCCAUUUUGAACGAUGAGAAUUACUGUCCUCCGGAGACGGCCGUGCUGCUGGCCUCCUACUCGGUCCAGGCCAAGUACGCCGACUUCAACAAAGACGUCCACAAGCCUGGCUAUCUCACCCACGACAGACUGCUGCCCCAGAGAGUUCUGGAGCAGCACAAGCUUACUAAGGAGCAGUGGGAGGACAGGAUUCAGACCUGGCAUGAGGAACACAGAGGGAUGCUCAGGGAGGACUCCAUGAUGGAGUACCUGAAGAUCGCCCAGGACCUGGAGAUGUACGGGGUCAACUACUUUGAGAUCAAGAACAAGAAGGGCACCGAGCUGUGGCUGGGUGUCGACGCCCUGGGCCUCAACAUCUACGAGCACGAAGACAAGCUUAGUCCGAAGAUCGGCUUCCCUUGGAGCGAGAUCAGGAACAUCUCCUUCAACGACAAGAAGUUUGUCAUCAAACCCAUCGACAAGAAAGCUCCUGACUUUGUGUUCUACGCGCCCCGGUUGCGGAUCAACAAGCGCAUCCUGGCCCUGUGCAUGGGCAACCACGAGCUGUACAUGAGGAGGAGGAAGCCCGACACCAUCGAGGUGCAGCAGAUGAAGGCGCAGGCCCGCGAGGAGAAGCACCACAAGCAGACAGAGAGGGCCCAGCUGGAGAACGAGAAGAAGAAACGAGAGCACGCGGAGAAGGAGAAGGAGAGGAUAGAGAGAGAGAAGGACGAGCUGAUCGAGAGACUAAGACAGAUAGAGGAGCAAACCCUGAAGGCACAGAAAGAGCUGGAGGAGCAGACGCGCAAGGCCCUGGAGCUGGAGCAGGAGAGGAGGAGGGCGAGGGAGGAGGCGGAGAGGCUGGAGAGGGAGAGACAGGCGGCGGAGGAGGCCAAGGCAGAGCUGGCCAAGCAGGCAGCCGACCAGAUGAAGACCCAGGAACAGCUGGCGGCUGAGCUGGGAGAGUUCACAGCCAAGAUCGCUCUGCUGGAGGAGGCCAAGAGGAAAAAAGACGAGGAGGCCACAGAGUGGCAGCACAAGGCGAUAUCAGCCCAGGAGGACCUGGAGAAGACCAAGGAGGAGCUGAAGCUGGUGAUCAGCUCGCCGGCAACGCCGGCGGGGGGCGCGGCCGAGAGCGAGCACGACCACGACGAGCAGGAUGAGAACCACGCCGAGGCCAGCGCCGAGCUCUCCAACGAGGGCGUCAGCGCCCUGGACCUGCGCAGCGAGGAGGAGCGCGUCACCGAGGCGCAGAAGAACGAGCGCGUCAAGAAGCAGCUGCAGACGCUGAGCUCAGAGCUGGCCGAUGCCCGAGACGACACCAAGAAGACCCAGAACGACAUGCUGCACGCCGAGAACGUGAAGGCGGGCCGGGACAAGUACAAGACCCUGCGACAGAUCCGCCAGGGCAACACCAAGCAGCGCAUCGACGAGUUUGAGUCCAUGUGAGAGUCACGAUGCGAGAGUCAUGCCAGUCAACCCCCCCCCCCCCCCCCCUUUCUCCUCAGUCACCCUAUUCAGGGGUGACUUGCUUUUUCUGAUGCCGUCCGCCCCCGACCCUUCCCUCCCCCACCCGUGAAGAUUCUAGAGGUGCAUGGCUGCCUCCAACUUUGCCAAAGUUCUGCCAUCAUCUCCACCCAGACCGCGUCAGGAAUCGCCCAUGCAAAGCUAACAGCGCAAUGACACCGCGUUCAGCUGUCAUUGCACACCUCAGAGGUGAGCAGAUGAUGCGCAUGCAAAGCACAAGAAGUGGAGACGCAAGAAAAACCUCAAUGGAAUUGGAGUCUUUUUUUAAGCAAACUUUGGCCAUUGUAAAAGCUAUUUUUGUCGCGUAUGCUUGCUAAGCCUGUAAUGCAAAGCUUUAGUAUUACACCUGUUGUUGAGUUGAAAGUAUUGCUCCCUUUACUUUUAAAAGUGUUUUUCCGUUCUUGCUUUAUCCGGAUGUUUUAUCGAAGCCCUACCAUUUUAGUUGUCUGUUACCUUUGUACCCACUGUGCACUGGGUCGGUCCUUGGCUGGGUAGAGAGGCUCGAGUUUGGGGAUGAAUUCGUUGUAUUUUUUUCCUUCAACAUUAAGAGAUCAACACAGCUGCAGAGUAGACCAGAGCUGAACCAUCUUCGUAUUUUAUGAUCCGACAUAUCACAUAUCCUAGAAGCUGAGGGUCAGGAUAGAUGGGUGAAAUGAUGGAUGGGUGAAAUGAUGGAUGGAGGAAAUGAUGGAUGGAGGAAAUGAUGGAUGGAGGAAAUGAUGGAUGGAAUUAGGAGUCGGUCAAAAGGGAAGUUGACAAAGAGCUGCAGGGAGCAAGGUUGCACUGGUCGCUAUCACUCAGUUAUGGUCGUGUUUAUAUAAACACUUUAGGAGAUAAGCUACUGUCCUUUCUUAAGCUGAUUAGAACGUUAUGAGGAUUCACUUAUUAGUGUGUGCGUGUGCAUAAAGAGAUUUAAAAAGACACUCCUAAUAGAUGGUCCCUCUCACUGGCUCCCAGUGUUUCAUGCCCAGUCACCAUAGAUGGUUUUCUCUGCCUACCGGCUCACAAAGGCCCCCAGGUCAGACAGACAGACGAGCACGAUGCAUUCACGUCUGUCUGUCUGUCGUGACGUCUUCAGGUGUGUAUAUUGGGAGACUCCUUUCUGGCUGGAGAGCAUACGAAAACGUCAGUCCUUGACACAGGACGGAUCUCUACCUCAGUACUGUAACCAUGGUGACUGAACAAUCGAAACACUCGAGCCGUUACAUCCCCCCCCCCCCCCCCCCCCCCCCCCCCCCCCCGUUUCGAUCGAAGUAGCGACAGGCGACCCAAGAAUAGCACCGGUUGGCGGAGUUCAGAGCGACAUUUGGCAGGGGUUACAGAAGGACGCGUGGCGUUUGCGUGCGCACGUCUGCGUGUGCGUACGUCUACUCGACGCGGCGAAUUCUCCUCGUCUUUCCUCUGGAACGUUCCGGAAAGCGUUCGCAACGGGUUGGAAGCUGCAGAGAAGGACGGUGUCCAUAUCAGAGGACCGAUCCUUACGGUGGAAACGCACUCCCCCAUCCAAGCCAAUGUUUCACUCCCAAGGACCCGUCCAUGAGCACCUGCAGAGUAGCCCUCUGCUCCCCACUGAACUGGGUAGACUCAAACCCUCCUCUGAUCAGAGACACGGUCCAAUCUGCCUUCGGGGGCUGCGUCUGUUAAUCGUCUAAAGGCUGGCUUCGCCCGCCUGCCCUCCCCUUCCUCCUGACCUGAGGUAGGAUACCGACCACCAUGUUCAGAGGGGAUGGGGGAGGGAGCGGGGGCAGGGAUGAUCGUCAUUUUUGUCCUAUGGUGUCGCGACGCAAUGCUUCUUACACGUGUGAAUAGAGAAAAGGCCAAUACAUUUUUUGCUUUCUCAGUAUUUUCUCAUCCAACCCCUUUCUCUCUUUUUCCCGUCCCAUCAUGCACAGUGACCCCACCUUUUUGUUGGGGAAGCGGGUGUGUGUUUUUGAUGUUUCUUUGCGUUACGAUCAAGUUUCUUUGUAUCAUUUGUUUUGCUACACUUGACAGCUGGUUGAGAGUGCAACCCCAAACCAGCCUUUGACUAGACCCAGCAAGUGUCCAUGUAGGUUAUAUUUGCCAUAGCAGGUGAGCAAUAUUGUGCUUCCAACAGACUUUUUUUUUAAAUAACGUUCUGAGAUCUUAACUCCCAGCAUGCAUCAGUAGGAUUCUAGUCCUCACUGGAUGUCAACACUCUGCUGUGUAUGCCAGCAUGACCCCUCCCAUAUCUGGGGUUUAAGAGGUUUAGCCUGGUGCCUGAAUGUCGUUAGCCUACUUGUCACCUCUAAUGAAGGCAUUGAUGCCUGCACUAGGCCCAGCUGUCAUGGUGUUUGCGGUUCAGUUUUUCCUUACGUUUAUAUUAGCAUUUCUGUAUGAUAGAGAAGCCACAGAUGGCACGCAGUUCAUUGGUUCACAAUAAAAGUAUAAAAUUAA